AUGGGUUCAGGUCGACCUGCAAAGAAAGCUGGGGAGGCACCAGCCCCACUUUGUACGCGCACCACAAGUGGACGACACGAUUCCUUCGGAUCAGACACGUCCUACACAUACGAAUUGACAAGCGAGCCCCACAAGAAGCGCUCUUCAAGCUCGUACCACGACAGAGUCACUCCGAGCCGCAAGUCUUCGUCCAGCUCGAGCAAGUCGACACACGCAUUGUGGCCGCCACUCAAACCAAUGGCUACUCGGCGGGUUCUCUGUGACGGAAACCAUCAAGUCGGCGUUGAAGAAAGAAUGAUCUACAUCGAAGCAUUCUCCGCAGUACAUUUAGAGGGCGGGUAUAGGAUAGUUCUUUUACUGCCUCAAGUCGGUAUUCAUCCUUGGAAAUUCUGGCAAGCACAGUCAUAUACCUAUCUCAGCUUAUGUAAAGUCUACAUAGUAGUUCUGAAGGGUAUCAAUUACAUAGGUAGUGCUCAGGUAGUCGCUGCCAAUUUCCAUCAAAUGAGAACGGCCUGGCGCAUCGAUCGUCAAACCUCACAUAUGUGCACAGAGCCUACCAAAGUUCAUGUCCUUGAUCUUCGUCCCGAGUUGAAGGCCGAACCAGAGUUCAGCCCCAUCCUGGAACUGUCGAAGCUCAAUUGA
This is a messenger RNA of Truncatella angustata, 642 nucleotides long. RefSeq lists its product as uncharacterized. Lineage: Eukaryota; Fungi; Ascomycota; Sordariomycetes; Amphisphaeriales; Sporocadaceae. The record is from RefSeq and is a predicted model, not a curated record. Bases 1 to 642 code for a protein of 213 amino acids. The transcript is spliced from 5 exons.